Messenger RNA from Histoplasma mississippiense, 840 nucleotides. RefSeq lists its product with no specific name. Gene Ontology annotation, molecular function: DNA binding. The transcript has 4 exons. Lineage: Eukaryota; Fungi; Ascomycota; Eurotiomycetes; Onygenales; Ajellomycetaceae. The record is from RefSeq and is a predicted model, not a curated record. The coding region runs from base 1 to 840 and encodes 279 amino acids.
AUGGUAUCCCUGCCUCUGUCCUUCAAUCUUUCAUCUGAGAUGAAUCAGCGGCUUCAGAUCAGUAACAAGCUGUUCUCAUAUGGAGAGCAGGCCCUGGCCAAGGCCGUGAAGAACCGGCCAAAAAACACCAAUAAGCAGUAUCUGCCCAAGCAGAAGAAGUGGCAGAUAAGCUUUGAGGAUGGAGAGUUGGUGACAGAGAAGAAGGAAACAUCCGUACGGACAGGGAUGGCAAAGCUGUUCCUCAGACUGUGGGCUGAAGCACAGUCAAGCUACUGGUAUAAGAAUGAUCAGACAUCUGUGCUGAGCCACUUUCAUACAGAGUUGAACUUCCUCAUGAACCACAACAUGCUUCUGCAAGGGGAGACAUCCCGUACGGCACAGCUGCCUGAUCUUUUUACCAUCCAGCUUCCAAAUGAGGGCCCCACCCCAUGCUGGCCCAUGAUUCUCAUCACAGACAAUGAUAAGACCAAUCAGCUGGGGUGGCUGGAAUAUACUGCUGUGGAUCCUCUCAAGCCUCUGUCGUACGACACCCAGCUGCAGUGGGUCAAUCGUAUGUAUGCAACAACUGGGCUCAUGUCAAGUAAAAAGACUCAUCUUGGCCGGAGUCAGGGGUCCAGAUAUGCUGAGCUGAAUGGAGUGUCAGAGGGCCAGAUCCACUGGGCUGGCCGAUGGAACAAUGAUGCUCUGAUCAACUGCUAUCUCACCAAUAUCCCCUGCGAAUUCGUACAGGCGAUGGCAGGGUUUGAGCCACAGGCUCAGAGCAACUACUUCCUUCCCCGGGUGACUGUCCCCCCCUCUGAGCAGCUGGAGACAGCCAUCUGGCCAUGGGUGGAUGUCUGA